AGAAAGGGAGGGGAGGGAAGAAUCGAGGACAGCCGGCCUAGCCAGGCCAAGAAUGCAAUUGCCCCGGUGGUGGGAGCUGGGAGACCCUUGUGCUUGGACAGGACAGGGUCGGGGGACACGCAGGAUGAGCCCUGCGACCACUGGCACCUUCUUGCUCACAGCUUUUUUAUUAAGCUGUGCUGAUGGCAUAAAUGGAACAGUUAACGGGAAGACCAAACAGGCCAACAGUUAUAUUGUCAGCAGAAAAGUGGCUGCUGGGAAGAAGGAUGUGUACACUAUUUUCUCCAGAGUGCGCGCUGACUGGAAUGUGUACCCAUCUGCUGGGGUCCUCUUUGUUCACGUUUUGGAGAGAGAGUAUUUUAAGGGGGAAUUUCCACCCUACCCCAAACCUGGCGAAAUCAGUAAUGAUCCCAUAACAUUCAACACAAAUUUAAUGGGUUAUCCAGACCGACCUGGGUGGCUUCGCUAUAUCCAAAGGACUCCCUAUAGUGAUGGAGUGCUCUAUGGGUCUCCAACAGCUGAAGGUGUGGGGAAACCAACAAUCAUUGAGAUAACUGCCUACAAUAGGCGCACUUUUGAGACGGCAAGACAUAAUUUGAUCAUUAAUGUAAUGUCAGCAGAAGAUUUCCCGUUACCAUACCAAGCAGAAUUCUUCAUUAAAAAUAUGAAUGUAGAAGAAAUGCUGGCCAGUGAGGUGCUUGGAGACUUUCUUGGGGCCGUGAAAAAUGUGUGGCAGCCGGAGCAUCUCAAUGCCAUAAACAUCACGUCGGCUCUGGACAGAGGCGGCAGGGUUCCGCUUCCCAUUAAUGACAUGAAGGAGGGAGUUUAUGUCAUGGUUGGUGCCGAUGUCCCAUUUUCUUCUUGUUUACGAGAAGUCAAAAAUCCACAGAACCAAUUGAGAUGCAGUCAAGAAAUGGAGCCUGGCAUAACAUGUGAUAAAAAAUUCCGUACUCAAUUUUACAUUGACUGGUGCAAAAUUUCAUUGGUUGACAAAACAAAGCAAGUGCCCACCUAUCAGGAAGUAAUUCGUGGCGAGGGCAUUUUACCUGAUGGUGGAGAAUACAAACCCCCUUCGGAUUCUUUGAAAAGCAGAGACUAUUACACGGAUUUCCUAAUUACUCUGGCUGUACCCUCGGCAGUGGCACUGGUCCUUUUUCUAAUACUUGCUUAUAUCAUGUGCUGCCGACGGGAAGGAGUGGAAAAGAGAAACAUGCAAACACCAGAUAUCCAGUUGGUCCAUCACAGUGCUAUUCAGAAGUCUACCAAAGAGCUUCGCGACAUGUCCAAGAAUAGAGAGAUAGCAUGGCCACUGUCGACGCUUCCUGUCUUUCACCCUGUGACUGGGGAAAUUAUCCCUCCUCUACAUGCAGACAAUUAUGACAGCACUAACAUGCCAUUGAUGCAAACCCAGCAGAACUUGCCACAUCAGACACAGAUUCCACAACCGCAGACUACAGGAGACUUUCGUUUGACAACUUUUCAAAGAUUUGAGGUAAAUGGCAUCCCUGAAGAACGAAAACUGACCGAAGCAAUGAACUUGUAAUCAGACAGUAUUAGCUGUUCUAUCUUUAUUUCUUCUUGGUUGCUUCCAGUAAUGCAUGGGAUUUUCUGAACUAUGGUGUGCAUGUCAAUAGUAUUAAGUAUGUAACCAGAUAAUACAAUAUAACUUUCCUUUAUUAAUGCAUUUUUUUUGUACUUCAAGCAUUUUUGACAUUUUGUAAAGCACCAACAAAUUUAUAUUUCUUACAAUAAAACAGUGGUCUUUAAAAUAAAUAUUAUUAAUGAAA
Echinops telfairi (small Madagascar hedgehog) is the source of this 1787-nucleotide messenger RNA. RefSeq names its product sarcoglycan epsilon (gene SGCE). The transcript is spliced from 13 exons. The record is from RefSeq and is a predicted model, not a curated record. Gene Ontology annotation, cellular component: membrane; sarcoglycan complex. Lineage: Eukaryota; Metazoa; Chordata; Mammalia; Afrosoricida; Tenrecidae. The coding region runs from base 53 to 1543 and encodes 496 amino acids.